AUGGCGUCCACAUCACAUCCGGACCCCGAGUCGGGCAUCGCAGCCGGUGAUCUGAAAUCGGGUGCUUUGCAUGAGAUGAUCGCGCGCGACCUCCUCGAUGAACGAUACAAGGUCACCCAGCGCGGCCUUAAAAACCGUCAUGUCCAGCUCAUGGCCCUGGGAGGCACAAUCGGUACCGGUCUCUUCGUCGGAUCUGGUCAGGCUUUACAUAUCGGCGGUCCUCUUUCCCUCUUGCUCGGUUAUAUCUUCAUUUCUGUCCUCGUCUUCGCCCUUGUCACGGGAAUCGCGGAAAUCGGCGCCUACAUGCCCGUUCACGGUGGAACAAUGAGCUAUCAUGGCUUUCGCUACGUCUCGCGCAGUAUGGGGUUUGCAAUGGGAUACUUGUAUUGGUAUUCGCUGGGAAUUUUGGUGCCGUAUGAGGUUGUCGCAGCCUCCAUGGUCAUCGAUUACUGGCAUCCGAACGUCAAUUUGGCCGUGUGGAUCACCAUCAUGCUGGUUGUUAUCGUCCUUCUCAAUUGUCUACCGGUGGGCGUAUAUGGCGAAACUGAGUUCUGGUUCUCCGGCAUUAAAAUCAUCACCCUGGUCGGGUUGCUGCUCUUGUCCUUCAUACUCUUCUGGGGCGGUGGUCCCAACCGUCAACGCCUCGGCUUUCACUACUGGAAAGACCCCGGAGUCAUGAACACCUACCUUGUCUCCGGUGAUGCCGGUCGCUUCGUCGGCCUUCUGCAGUGCAUCGUCAAAUCAGCCAUCGCAUUCAUCUUCGCGCCCGAAUUAGUCGUCAUCAGUGGCGGCGAAAUGGAAUCCCCUCGUCGCAACGUCCCCAAAGCCGCCCGUCGAUACAUCUACCGUCUCGUCAUAUUCUACGUCCUCGCAGCCCUCGCCAUCGGAGUCAUCUGCUCCUCCAACGCCAAACAACUAACCGCCGGCUCCGGCACCGACGCCUCCUCCUCCCCCUUCGUCGUGGCGAUCUCCAACGCAGGCAUCCCCGUCCUCCCCAGCAUCGUCAACGCUGCGAUCCUCACCUCCGCCUGGUCCGCCGGCAACUCCUUCCUGUACAUGUCCUCGCGCUCACUGUACUCCCUCGCCGUCUCCGGCAACGCCCCCAGCAUCUUCAAAGCCUGCAACCGCUGGGGCGUACCGUACUUCGCCGUGGCCAUUUCCUCCCUCUUCUCCCUCCUCGCCUACAUGGCCGUCGGCAGCGGCAGUUACACCGUCUUCAACUGGCUCAUCAACUUCACCAACACCUCCGGCUUCAUCUCCUGGUUCUGUUGCAGUGUCGUGUACUUCCGCUUCAACAAAGCCGUCAAAGUGCAGGGCGUCGAGAAACCCUAUUCAUCGCGCAUGCAGCCAUGGGGUAUGUACAUCGGUCUGGCGGGCUCGACCUUCCUCGCUUUGAUCAAUGGAUUCACCUGCUUCUUUCCCUCCGAGUGGUCCGCCAGUAACUUCUUCACGGCGUAUAUCGGUAUUCCCGCGUUCUUGGUGUUAUAUGCUGUUCAUCGGAUCGUGUACUGGAAUGAUCCGUGGGCGUGGAGGAGUGAGGAGGUCGAUUUGCAUACCGGAUUGAGGGAGAUCAUGGAGGCGGAGAAGCCGGAAAGAGUUAGGGAUACGUGGUGGAAGAAGUUGGCGGUUUUGGUGGAGUAG
Messenger RNA from Aspergillus eucalypticola CBS 122712, 1641 nucleotides. Its product is annotated as proline permease PrnB. Gene Ontology annotation, molecular function: amino acid transmembrane transporter activity. The record is from RefSeq and is a predicted model, not a curated record. The coding region runs from base 1 to 1641 and encodes 546 amino acids. NCBI's taxonomy places the organism in Eukaryota, Fungi, Ascomycota, Eurotiomycetes, Eurotiales, Aspergillaceae. Gene Ontology annotation, biological process: amino acid transmembrane transport. Gene Ontology annotation, cellular component: membrane. The transcript has a single exon.